CUCCCUCCUCUAUCUCUCUCUCCUCCUCCUUCGUUGUCUUUCUAAUGUAACUUCUGGAUGAUCGGGAAAGCAGGGAGCGUCUGGAGAGCCUGGUCCAGUGACUCCAUCUCUGCUGAAAGAUCCGUUCGCAAGGCAUUUCGCUCAUCAUAGCUGGACACGCGGACAGGAGGGGAUCCGUUUGUGGAAUAACGCCGCGCUUUCCUGUGGAUUUCGGUUCAGUUGAUUUUUUUAAAACCCUCCUGGAUGUUGGAGCGCAUCAGACCGCUCUGAGUGAAGCGGUCUUCUUGGAUUUUCAACGACUGACUGUUUAUUUUUAGUCUCACAUUAUUAGCAGUGUUGCACGUCGGCGAUCCAAUGAAGGCUGUUUCAAAGCAUCUAAUGUGACUAUCAUUUUUUCUGUUGUAAAAAAUAAUGUCGGAGUUUCUUUAAGAGAUUAAAAUCGCGAGGGUUAAAAUUUUCGUGGUUUUUUUGAAUAAAAAAAAUUUAAUUAAAGGAAAGUUGCUUGUGCAAAGUUUUGGAGUCUGUCGGAAUGGCUAUGGUAGCGUGGAGAACCACGGAGGGCGUCGGGGACUCCCAGGGGACUCUCUCCUCCCCGGUGUCCCAAGUGGCGCCUCUGUCUCUUCCCGGUGAACUGACGGGACACAUGAACUCAGCGGCCUCUCUGGAAAUACCCCAGGCAGCAACGGCUCAGGGAGCACCGCCGCCCAAUCUAUCCGGCGCCUCCGCCGCGUCCACUUCCACCACCACCUCCUCCACGAACAACAACAACAACAGCACCUCCUCUUCCUCCUCUUCGUCCUCCUCUUCCAUGGACAAACAGCAGAGCCAGCAGAUCGAGUGCAUCGUCUGCGGGGACAAAUCCAGCGGGAAGCACUACGGACAGUUCACAUGCGAGGGAUGUAAGAGCUUCUUCAAACGCAGCGUCAGGAGGAACCUGACGUACACCUGCAGGGCCAACAGGAACUGUCCCGUGGACCAGCACCACCGCAACCAGUGCCAGUACUGCCGCCUCAAGAAAUGCCUCAAAGUCGGCAUGAGGAGGGAAGCCGUGCAAAGGGGCAGGAUACCCACGCAGUCUUACCACGGCCAGUUCGCGCUGACGAACGGGGACCCUCUGCAGUGCCACUCCUACUUGUCCGGGUACAUCUCCCUGCUGCUGCGGGCCGAGCCCUACCCGACCUCCCGGUUCGGCUCCCAGUGCCUGCAGAACAACAGCAUCAUGGGGAUUGAGAACAUCUGCGAGCUGGCGGCUCGGAUGCUUUUCAGCGCCGUGGAGUGGGCCCGGAACAUCCCGUUCUUCCCGGACUUGCAGGCGCCGGACCAGGUGGCCCUCCUCCGCCUCACCUGGAGCGAGCUGUUCGUGCUGAACGCCGCUCAGUGCUCCAUGCCCGUCCACGUCGCCCCGCUGCUGGCCGCCGCGGGCCUCCACGCGUCCCCGAUGUCCGCCGACCGGGUGGUGGCCUUCAUGGAUCACAUCCGGGUCUUCCAGGAGCAGGUGGAGAAGCUGAAGGUGCUGCAGGUGGACUCAGCGGAGUACAGCUGCAUCAAGGCCGUCGUGCUGUUCACCACAGACGCCUGCGGCCUGUCGGACGUGGCCCACGUGGAGAGCCUCCAGGAGAAGUCCCAGUGCGCGCUGGAGGAGUACGUGAGGAGUCAGUACCCCAACCAGCCCAACCGGUUCGGGAAGCUGCUGCUCCGCCUGCCCUCGCUGCGCACCGUCUCCUCAUCGGUCAUCGAGCAGCUGUUCUUCGUGCGCCUGGUGGGGAAGACGCCCAUCGAGACGCUGAUAAGGGACAUGCUGCUGUCCGGCAGCAGCUUCAGCUGGCCGUACAUGCCCAUCCAGUAGGUGGAAGGCUUCAAGGUUGCAUCUCCAAUCGAGUGGUUUGGUUUUUGUUUUUGUUUUUUUCCCCCAUGAAACCCAAAAUUCUCUGCCAGAGGAAUGAGAUUAUUGAAGGUAAAAAACAAAUAAACAAACAAAAAAAAAUCACGCAAUUCUUCUAAGUAAUAUCAGCGGUCUGCCUUAUUUUACAAAAAGGGUCCUGAACAAAAUGAAGAACAGGAAAUGAUCUGAAAUCAAAGGCAGAAUAAAAAACAAGACACAAGUCGACUGCUUAUUUUGGACUGGUUUUUUUCUUUCCUUUUUUUUGUAAUUGUGAUGGUGUAUGGACGCUUUAACAAAACGGUAUUUAUUGGACCUGUGUGUAUAUUUAUCGUGCUUGUAAAUUAUGUUUCCGAUCCUUUUGCUUUUUAAAUGUUGCUUGUGUCGUUUUUUUGCCCACGGUCAGUGAGGAAACUGCAGGGAGCCUCUUGUAUGUAUUGGACUGUUUAUUUCUAAUUUUUUUUUUUUUAUUUGAUUUUCGUCUCUGUUCCUGAUUUCAUACCUUCCAGAAAAAAAAAGCACUUUGGACUCAGUGGAAAAUGGAAAUAUUUACAGCAUUUGUUUUGAACCUGACUCUCUCGGUUCCACACUGAAGCUCUGACUUGGUGGUUAAUUGUUUUGUCAUCUCCUGGUUAUGAAAUUGCUCUUCUUUUUUUUUAAAGAGAGAAAUUACUCUUUUUUUUUUUACUUUUACAAAAAUAUUCUCUUGUAAAAAAAGAAAAAAAGAAAAAGGAGUUGUCGAUACUUCUUGGCCAAAUUUCCUCAUUCUUCUUUUCACGACUGUGAAAAUAUGACUGUUUGCCUUCUGUGAUGAUAUCAGAAGCGGAUCAUUUCUUUUGGGUUUUAGCAGAUAAGUUCAGUUUGCUCCUGAGAUGCUGCGGCUGAGUGAGGCUGACUGUCAGGAAGCUGCCGGGUAUUUUUCUACUCUGAGGGGUUUACACUCAGACGCCAAAACCCCGUCACGUUUUUUUCACUCACACACACACAAAAAGAAAAAACAAACAAACAAUGGCACAAGGAGAUUAUUGAUGAUUACAUUACCAAAUAAUGUGUUUCCACUUUUUUAAAUUUUUUUAUUUUAAAUUUUGUUUGUCUUAGAGAUUUCUAAAGAGCAACAUCUUCCCGGGCCAAGAGACAAAUGGACUUGAUGGGAAUCAUGUGUUUACAUGAACCCAGGCCACUCACUUGCACAACCUGCUCCAUUCAAAGGGUACGAAUGUGUGUGUGUGUGUGUGUGUGUGGGCGUGUGUUUGUGGGUGUGUGUGUGUUCCCUUGUGUUUUUUUUCUUUUUUCUGACAACCACUCUGAUGUACUGUGAAAGUUAACAUAUUGGUACCUUAUUAAAUUAUAACUCAAGAUUUA
Messenger RNA from Gambusia affinis (western mosquitofish), 3241 nucleotides. RefSeq names its product COUP transcription factor 2-like. The record is from RefSeq and is a predicted model, not a curated record. The coding region runs from base 530 to 1846 and encodes 438 amino acids. NCBI's taxonomy places the organism in Eukaryota, Metazoa, Chordata, Actinopteri, Cyprinodontiformes, Poeciliidae. Gene Ontology annotation, molecular function: zinc ion binding; retinoic acid binding; nuclear receptor activity. The transcript has 3 exons. Gene Ontology annotation, biological process: cell differentiation; anatomical structure development; negative regulation of transcription by RNA polymerase II.